GGACGGCUCUGGCGGAACGACUAAACGAGCGCUCCCACAGGACGACGGCGCUUCACUUCCUGACUUGUCUGAUGUCGUCAUCGUUUACCCGCGUCAGUCGAACAGCCCGCUGUGUUUGGCGGGAUUGGGUCGAGAAGAAGCAACCCCAUCGAUUAUCCGCUGCAACCACAGACGUCACUUCAUAAACCGAUACACCAGCACCCAGGAACCAUGCAGUUUCCUAGCAGAAGAAGGAAGUUCAUCACCGACUCUCAGGCGGAGCUCUAUGGACAACCUCUGCAGUUCUACGGGGACCCUCCUCUGGAAAACGUCUCUCUCAGUGAAUUUGAAUCAUUUGCCGUGGAUCGACUGAAAUUGUUGAAGACCGUUGAGAAUUUGGGCGUGAGCUACGUGAAGCUGUCAGAUCCGUAUUCAAAUAAACUGAAUUCUGAGUUGAAAGCCCUGAACUUUGUUCUCAGACCAGACAAAGAUGACAGAAAACCUCAGAGCGGACCAAGUGAAUAUGAGAAACGAAGAAAGGAUCAUAUCUCCCACUUUAUUCUCAGACUUGCCUACUGCCAAACGGAGGAUCUGAGACGGUGGUUUAUACAACAGGAAGUUGAUCUUUUUCGCUGCCGCUUCAAUAGCAUGUCUGCAAGCCAAAAGCUUGAAUUUCUUCACAGAAAUAAUCUAAAAUAUGACACUAUUGGUCCCGGGGAGAAGAUCACUCUGCAGGAUAAACUUGUCAGCUCCAGUUACGCCGUCAGUGGGGUCACUGUGGAGAAUCAGGACUUCUACAAAGUCCCCUUUCAAGAUGCCCUGGAUCUAGUGCGAACAAGGAAAGUGUACCUGGCAGGGGGCUACGUGUACAUCCCUCACCAGGACAUUGUCACCAUUGUACUCAACGAUUUCCGCACAAGGCUAUCUAAAGCUCUUGCAUUGACAGCCCGCUCGCUACCAGCAGUGCAUUCUGAUGAACGGCUACAACCGCUACUUAACCACCUCAGUCAUGCCUAUGUGGGACAGGAUUACAGCAUCCAGAAGAAUGUUGGGAAAAUCUCCUUGGAACAAAUUGAUUCACUUUCAGGAAAGUCCUUCCCGCUCUGUAUGAGGCAGCUCCACCAGACCCUCAGAGAGAACCACCACCUUCGCCACGGUGGUCGCAUGCAGUACGGCCUCUUCCUCAAAGGUAUCGGCCUCUCCCUGGAGCAAGCACUGCAGUUCUGGAGGUCAGAGUUCACAAGAGGCAAAGUGGAUGCGGACAAGUUUGACAAAGCAUAUGCCUACAGCGUCCGCCACAUGUUUGGCAAAGAAGGCAAGCGAACAGACUACACCCCCUACAGUUGCAUGAAGGUGAUUUUAUCAAACCCACCCAGCCAAGGCGACCAUCAUGGUUGUCCUUUCCGUCACAGUGACCCAGAACUGCUGAAGCAGAAGCUUCAGUUCUACAAAGUGUCUCCCAGUGGGAUCACUCAGAUCCUGGAGCUGGUUAAGGGGAUGCACUUUCAGCUGGCGUGCCAGAAAUACUUUGAGCUGACACACAAUCUGGUUGAGGACGCCAAUUUCUCGCUCAAUCACCCCAACCAGUACUUUAUAGAGAGUCAGAAAGUUUUGGGAGGAGGAAGCAAGGACAUAAAGCGAGAGAUGGACACUACACAUAAGUCGCAGGAAAAUUCGGCCAACAGAGGAUCCAGUGCAACUCGAGAGGCAGCAGCAAACGCCCCCGAGGGUUUGGCUGAGAUGACGGAGGAACUCGACUCCUUCUUUCAAGAUGCCUGAUUUCUUUCUUUUUUUCUGGUUUUUUUUUUCUAUGAGGACUGGAGGUUAGGGAUGGUACAUAAUCUAACUUUAGCUGAAUCAGUAGAAGCCGCUGUACAUGACAUGUAAAGAAUUAAAGUUUCAUAUCACUCAUUGUCAUUUCUCCAUAAUUUGUCUUUUCUCAACAUAGAAGACUUUGAGUUUACUUUGACUGGACUUAAUGGGAGUUUUCUCCGUUAAAAUUAUUGGUUACGUCGGUGACAGAGCGUCAUUCAUUUUUCUAAUUAAGAAGAAUGUUAAAAGUUGUCCCUGUUUUAUCUUCUUUCUUUUCCCUCACAUGGCUUGUAUCCAGUCUCAGUGCACAGUGUUUUUGGCAGGGAUGUGGUUGUUGGUGGGUUGUGAUGACUAGAUCAUUACCCAGCUGUCUCAGAGACAAUGUCAUUGUGUUUGCUGGCAGGAGUAUGGAUGAAAAUAAACUAUUUCCACAGUUGUAUUAUGCUGCCUUGGAAUAUUGCCUCAUAGUGCGCAAUGCCAUUUAUUCAAAGCAUACAUGGUCAGGAGGUAUUUCCUCCUUCUCUCAAACUUCUGUCUGCAAUCAUUUCUGAAAAAUGUUGGCUGUCACAGGCUGCUCCUCUAAUCUUUGCUCUUGAGGAGGUACAGUUGUGCACUCUUAUCUC
This is a messenger RNA of Anoplopoma fimbria (sablefish), 2414 nucleotides long. RefSeq names its product DNA primase subunit 2 (gene prim2). The transcript has 15 exons. The record is from RefSeq and is a predicted model, not a curated record. Gene Ontology annotation, cellular component: alpha DNA polymerase:primase complex. Lineage: Eukaryota; Metazoa; Chordata; Actinopteri; Perciformes; Anoplopomatidae. Gene Ontology annotation, biological process: DNA replication, synthesis of primer. Bases 211 to 1758 code for a protein of 515 amino acids.